AAACGGAGAAGAAUUUAGACCCAAAACACGAUAGUUUGAAGAGAAAAACCUUAUCCCAAGAUAACCCACAAUUUGUGAUAUUUCACUCCAUCAUGAAAAUCCUGCUCAAUUUUCAUUCCUUAAACAUCUAUUCAGGAUAUGGUAAGUAAAGCGUGGAGAUUAGUUACAGCCCUUGACUAAACGAUGGUAAAAGGAAUUAGCAUAGCAAAUUGAAUUAUUGCAGAGCUCUAAGUCUUUUGUGGUCUGGAAUCUGGAUUCGUUGACUUUCAAAAGCGAUCAGAUGAGUUCGAUGGAAACAAGUCCCUUCAUCUUCAUGAUCAUCUGAAAACUUCAAUUGAUGCACUGAAUAUAUAUAUGGUUUCAUGUUCAACACUUUGUUAAUUGCACUAAAGUUUUCAACUUCAACUGAAAUCUGAUCCUCGGACGCAAGUAUCCUCUCCUCGUGAUCUGACGACUUCCAUCUAUGACUACUUGUGAGUCUUGAUUGGUAUUGCUUAACAGAUCAAACUUCCAAUUCAAGAAACUAUGGCGGCAGACACUUUUCUUGUGGCAUUCCUCCAAGUGCUGGUUGACAAGUUGGCACAACGCGAGGUCUUCAAGUACUUUGGACUCGUAAAGGGCAUCGAUCAGAAACUGAAGAAGUGGAGUGCCACCUUGUCUGCAAUUGGAGCGGUGCUGAAUGACGCGGAGGAAAGGCAACUGACGGCUGAGAGCAACGCACUGAAGCUCUGGCUCGAUGAUCUCAUGGAUUUGGCUUUUGAUGCGGAAGACGUGUUGGAUAAAUAUCAUACUAAAAUGUUGAAACGUCAGAUACAACAUGCUCAUUUCAUCACAACAAGCAAAGCAUGGAAAUCGAUUCCUAAUCGUGUUUUCAACUUCAAAAUGAACUUGGAAAUACAGAAGAUUACUGAGCGAUUACAAGAGAUAUCUGAAAGAAAAGACCAGCUUAGUUUGAAAUUUGAUACUGGGACGUUGACUACAAGGGCACAUCAACACAUAUCGCCUAGUUCUAGUCUACCAGAUGGACCUGUGAUUGGAAGGGCGGAGGACAAAAGGAAGAUUGUUGAGCUGCUGUCAAAGCAAGAGCAUCGUGCUGUCAAUUUCGAUGUAGUUGCAAUUUAUGGAGAUUCUUGA
Molecule: messenger RNA, 1134 nt
Organism: Pyrus x bretschneideri (Chinese white pear)
Lineage: Eukaryota; Viridiplantae; Streptophyta; Magnoliopsida; Rosales; Rosaceae
Product: disease resistance protein RGA2-like
Exons: 3
Coding region: 526-1134 (202 amino acids)
Source: RefSeq, a predicted model, not a curated record